Dermacentor silvarum is the source of this 1179-nucleotide messenger RNA. It is a transcript of the gene mRpL19, whose product is annotated as 39S ribosomal protein L19, mitochondrial. Gene Ontology annotation, biological process: translation. Gene Ontology annotation, cellular component: mitochondrial large ribosomal subunit; ribosome. Gene Ontology annotation, molecular function: structural constituent of ribosome. The record is from RefSeq and is a predicted model, not a curated record. Lineage: Eukaryota; Metazoa; Arthropoda; Arachnida; Ixodida; Ixodidae. Bases 111 to 752 code for a protein of 213 amino acids. The transcript has 4 exons.
UCAUUUCUUCUCUGCAUGUCUCAAUCAUCAGGUUCAUCUAUCCCGAGUUCCUUCCAGACAGAGACUUCAGUCUGAGAAAUUCUAUUAGGGAGAAACUGGAGAGGAAAGACAUGCUCAACCGGCGAUCAGUCAUUGAGAUCCCGGAAUUCUACGUAGGCUCCAUAAUGGCAGUGACAGUCUCGGACAACAAUGCCCCUGGCAAGCAGAACCGCUUUGUGGGAAUCUGCAUCAUGCGUCACGGUAUUGGCUUGCGGCACCAAUUUACGCUGCGAAAUGUUAUCGACAACCAAGGUGUGGAGAUCAUGUACGACAUGUACUGCCCUCUCCUGCUGAAAAUUGAAGUUUUACGACUGGAGAAACGCUUGGAUGAGCACCUGCGCUACCUGCGAGAUGCCCCACAUGAAUACAGUACAUUUCCCUUUGACAUGGAACCUCAGACGCACAGUGAAGGAGCAGCUGUGCCAAUAAACACUCUGAAGGUGAAGCUGAAGCCACGACCAUGGCUGGAGCGCUGGGAGAGGCAGAACCUGAAAGGCGUACAGGAUCUGGGCCUGCCGCAGAGAUUCUAUGACAAAGCAGCUGCCGUGGCAACGCCGUGGGAGCGCUACGACCUGAUGAAGCAGUACCGCGAGGUCAUCACCGAGGAAGACCAGCUGCCCAUAUGGGAGCAGGUGGAACAUCACCGGGCAACUGUUGAGGAUGUACAGAAACGCGAGCGGCGGCGCAAGAUGCUCCAGAAGACCAAGACUUGAUCAACGCAAAGAAGAGACAUUACUGGUUGCCGUUAAUGCAACAGUCACCUGUGUCAUCUUUCAUUACAUAGAUUAGGGCAUGUGACAUUCUCUACAAGCUUAUCUGGAUGCUGGCUUUGAAAGAUGUUACCGCAUUCAGCUGCUGGCCAUGCAGGAGGUCAGAAUAUUUGCAAGUCCCAUCAUGUGCUAGUGCUCCCUGCUGUUUUUUUUUUUUCUUGUACUCGUAAAUUGCUGGCUAAGUUUGGACCUAUGCAGCAAUCAGUCAUACUAAUGUAUCUUGGUCUGUACAUUGGCAUGCCUUUCUCAGUGUUCUACGCUGUGUGCUGUAGCGAGGACAUGUGCACAAGUGGUCGGGAUGCUGUGUAUUGCAGUAAGUGCAGUGCCUUUGUGUAGUGUUCAUUAAAUAAAUGAAAGUGAGAGAGGUUGA